AUGCAUCACCCAAUGCAGCUGCGUGAUUUCGUUGCAAUCUCUAACGGCAGACCACUCGAACUGCUCUUCAAGGUCCAUUCAGUUAUGCCUGCUGUACCGCUGCCUCAUCAGCUUGUUGCUUUGAUGAAGUUCUGGAAAUCUUUGUCAAUCCUUCUCACUAGCGUUGAUUCCUUGGAAUGGCCAAGUUUCGUCACCUAUGCGUUCCGCCGCUUUAUUAUUUUCGCAUCUGCAUUGCAAGCACAUUUGGACUCUCGUCUUGUGCUUCACGUUAUGCCUCCCCUCGAUGUUUUGUGGGUGUGGCAUUCGCUUUUGCAAUCUCCCGCAGCAUGCUACGCUUCUUUUGCUCACAAUGGUUUUAUCCAAUUCUUGGAUGUUCCGUUUCCAUUGGACCGUAUUGGUGAUUGCAUCGACAAUCAGCUGUUUGCCUACGCUCCAGAUGCUUUGGGUGUUUACAAUUUCACAUCCAUCGUCCGCAGCUUUGGAUUUGAUCUUGACUACGACAUUCCUUUACCCUUGAAUCCCGCAUCGAUUUUUUAUCCGGUUUUUUCGCCUGUCACUGGUAACCAAUUGGGCACCGUUCUGUUAGCUCAGUUUGUGAGCCCACAUAUGAGAUUUGCUAGCGGCGAUACCUUUGUUACUCAUUUUAGCUUGACCCACUUGCAGACAAAGGCGGACUGGAACAAGAAACAAAAGAUUGCUGAGCUGCCCCAGUUUCUGAACUUGAAAGAAUCCACGGGACCCGGCUCUCUUUUCACCAUUGCUAGUGGGUUUUUUAACGCUCUGCCAUUAGUCCAUCUUACUGUGGGUCCUCAUUGUGUUAAGCUUUCUGGCGACUGGGUUUCGCAUGCUUUGCACAACUCGGUACCCCUGUUGGUUGAAAGCCUGAACUGGCUCUUCCAUGGCGGCUUGGAAAAGGGCUUGAACGAAGCUAUCAUCAGAUAUAAGAACUUCUUUGAGUUGAUGUCCAAGGGUGGACAUGACCAGAGAGUUCCCACUUUGGAUAUUCGGUUGGUUUGGAGUGCUCACAUGAGCAACUUCAAACAGUAUGCUGAUUUCUCCAUUUACUGGGCAAAAUGUGUAGUUGUACCCGCAGCAGAUGGUGUACAAACGACUUCUUGUCUUUUCAGGACUGCUAAGCGGUUUGCUGAACUCUUUGGUCGUUCUUACUGCCAGUGCAAGUGCAAGUAUUGUUUCCAGUACGGAGGUCAGAACGUCUCCGACAGUGUUCAAGAGCACUCCUUUUCUUGUGCACGCUACAUCUACGACCUUCUUUUGCCAGUCAUCUGCGAAGGAGAUGAGGCAGCUUAA
Messenger RNA from Sungouiella intermedia, 1308 nucleotides. NCBI's taxonomy places the organism in Eukaryota, Fungi, Ascomycota, Pichiomycetes, Serinales, Metschnikowiaceae. The record is from the annotation of a GenBank genome assembly.